AUGGAAGCAGGUCGUUCUACUACACCGCUUCGGGGCCAAGGCUUCGUCCUUGCGCUAAAGCUCACCAUAAUGAUCGAUGCAACGCUCGAGCGCGCAUCGACCUCGAUCGGCGAUCUCAAUCGGAUUCCACCCAAAGCUGGCCCUCCGGACGCCAAGCUAUCGAUAGCAGCGACUCAAGGGUCGUUCCGCAUCGAUUUGUUCAGUGGUGGAGGCUUCGGUUUCUUGGCAUCGGUCGAAGACGGUAAAGUGUCGCCUUCAGUGGUCCCUUUUAGAGUUCAUCUGAUCCCGACAGGCAAGGAGCCAUGGGACAAAGCGAGGGCAGCCGGCUUGGAUCUGCUAGGUCCAGCGGCAGGGGCAAGUGGCAUUGGCGGCUACAAUGGUCGCACCGAAGCUGAUGCGGAGCGGCGCGGGAGAGAGGAAACGGACGAGGCUUUUGCGAUGCUCUGCCUGACCGAUGCGCCCAUCCCACAUGCCUGCACGCACAUGCAAGGGUCUGAUGAAUUUGGGCGCGUUCGAUGCAGCCUCCUCGCCCAGCUUUGCAACCCUGUCGACGCCUUGCCAUUCUCGCCUUCUGAUGAUCGCAAAUCACGCUCAUUCUUGGGCCUCGAGUGCUCGUAG
Moesziomyces aphidis is the source of this 618-nucleotide messenger RNA. The record is from the annotation of a GenBank genome assembly. Lineage: Eukaryota; Fungi; Basidiomycota; Ustilaginomycetes; Ustilaginales; Ustilaginaceae.